This is a messenger RNA of Pomacea canaliculata, 3360 nucleotides long. RefSeq names its product cytochrome P450 3A6-like. Gene Ontology annotation, molecular function: oxidoreductase activity, acting on paired donors, with incorporation or reduction of molecular oxygen; iron ion binding; steroid hydroxylase activity. The transcript is spliced from 15 exons. Bases 293 to 1858 code for a protein of 521 amino acids. The record is from RefSeq and is a predicted model, not a curated record. Lineage: Eukaryota; Metazoa; Mollusca; Gastropoda; Architaenioglossa; Ampullariidae.
CACUUUCGCAACACCGCGACGAAACUAGGGCGACAGGCUACCAGACUGAACGUUCGACCGCUUUUCUGUACGAUAACAAGUCUUCCUGUGGCGAGCAGUGAGUGCAGAAUUGCACGACAGCUCUGGUCGUGUUCACCUGAUGUGUCCGUACACAUCAAAGCAGCGGUCCCCCCAAGCGAAACGUACACAUCCAAGCGACAUCCCCGGUCUACGUCGGUCAGCACAUCGGCAGAAAAGGUGAGAGGCGGCAACCCCCUGGCAACAGCAGAGCACCCAGCAGUGUUUUGCAAACAUGGAGACUUUGUGGUGUUGCUUUCAAGUGACGGGCGUCCUUAUUUUCUCUGCCCUUUUGCUUCUGGCAUUGUGGGUCUGGAAAGCUAGCCAAGUGAACAAGACGUUUGAGAAGAUUGGAAUCAAGGGACCCAAACCCAAACCAAUUGUGGGCAACAUCAGCGAAAUGCUCGAAAAGGGAUUUAUGCAGUGCUUUAAGGAGUGGGAAAAAGAAUAUGGGAAAAUAUACGGGAUUUAUCGAGGCCAGGUUCCUAAUCUCGUUGUGACCGAUCUUGACCUCAUACGGGAAGUAAUGGUCAAGAACUUUGUGUCUUAUCCAAACCGCCAGACUAGCAAAAUGGUUGACUACAAGCCUUGGAGCGAGACUCUGCUUACACUCAAGGACGACCACUGGAAGCACGUGCGCAACGUUCUCUCCCCUACAUUCAGCUCUGGGAAACUGAAGAAGAUGUUACCGGUGCUGAGGCGUUGCUGUCAAGACCUUCUGACUAAUAUAAGAGAAAAAGCUGAAAGAGGGGAAGAAAUGGACGCUAAAGAGUUUUCGAGUGCAUACAGCAUGGACGUAAUUGCUGGGGUGGCGUUUGGAAUCCAGAUUAAUUCUUUGAAGAACCCGGAUGAGCAAUUUGUGAAAGUGACUAACCGCAUCCUGUAUGCUCCUCCUUGGAUGUUGACAGUAUUGUUCUUGGUUCCUUUCCUGGGACAGUAUCUCCGGCACAUAGGGAUCGCAGUCGCACCGAAGGAUGCCUUGGAUUACGUGAUUGACGUUAUUUCUUCUGCUCUCAAACAACGUCGCCAGGACCAACAGAAGUACCCUGACAUUCUUCAGCUGCUAGUGGAGGCGGAGACAGAACCCAGCUCUGUCCAGCAAGUUGACCCUGAGAUUGACCACAGAAAAGAACUCAGUGUUUCGUCUAGCUGGAUCCGCAAAGGGCUCACGGAAGGCGAGAUUCAGUCCAACAGUCUCCUGUUUUUGUUGGCUGGGUACGACACCACGGCAGUGGCCAUGUCUUUCCUCCUGUUUAACCUGGCAGCCAAUCCUCAUUGUCUCAGAAAAGUUCAGGAGGAAAUUGACAAGAAGAUAGGAGAAAACGAAGUUGAUUACCAAGUGCUUAAUGAGCUCCCUUACCUCGAUAUGUGCAUGUACGAGUCCAUUCGACUUUAUCCUCCGGGCAACUUAUUGGACAGAGAAUGUGUUGAGGACACAGUAUUGGGUGGUGUCCCCUUGCGUCGUGGUAUGGUCGUCUGCAUCCCAGUUUACAGCAUCCACACCAACCCUGAGUACUGGCCUGACCCCAUGAGGUUUGACCCGGAAAGACACACACCGGAAGCAAAGGCAGCUCGCCAUCCCUUCAGUUUUCUGCCCUUCGGUAUGGGACCUCGCAACUGUAUCGGCAUGCGGUUCGCCGAGCUGGAGCUCAAGAUGGCCGUCGCAUCCAUCCUUCAGAAAUUUUCUCCCGUUCUUUGCAGCAGAUCAGUGUAUCCUCCGAAGAUCAGCAAACACCCAGCAAGGUUUUUAGCUGAAGACGGCUUGUGGAUUAAGAUGGAACCUCGUAAACAGAAAAUAUAAUGAAUUAAAAGCUGCAGCAAGAUUUAUCAAGCUGUGAAAUAUAACUUUAGAUGUCUUUAGUUUUGCGAAACAAAAAUAAUCUAAUUUCAGGCAACCUUCUUUCACACUGAAGUGACUAUUUGGUACCAUUUCCACGUGCAUAAACUUCAUCGUGCUGGAUUUAAACAAGUGUUGAUAAGAUCGAAGCUGAUUUUCGUUAGUUUAUUCUAGUAGUUUAAUUCAAUUUAAAUGUUUCCAAAAAGUCUACUCAUUCAUAAUAACCAAUCAUUAUAUCCUGUCGAAAUAAAACUCUUUCAUUCCUCCACCUCUUACACACAUCUCCCACCUCAAGUUCCUCGGAUCUUUUCCCCCUUUGAUAUGUUUUAUUACGAUUUUUCAAACUCUUUACCCUCGCGGGACACAAUUCCACCUCAUUAAAUUGGGGCUUUCAAGUUUUAUUUAUUAGAUCCACGUAUUCUGUGUAUAUGGUAUGUUUAUACAGAGUGGUAAAACUGCUUUAAGGCGGGCGAUUAUAAAUGAACGUUAAACAACUUCGACAAAGUUUUCAUGUAACUGUUGUCUAAACACUUUGACCAAACUUGUUCGUCCAUAAAUGGCGUUUAGGGCGACUGAAUUCUACCAGUAAACUUGGUAAAAUCCACAACAGUUUCACAGGAAACAAUGGCGAAACACAAUAUGUGCAUUUAUAUCUGGAAUUUGGUCGAAUGUUGAAUACGUACACAGUGCGCAUGCACAGACAAGACCACUGUGUAAAGUAGCAAAUGUAUCUUUGUUAUUUUUUUAAUUAAUAGAGUUUAUAAUCUGAGGAUCAAUCACAAAUGUUUCAACAUUUUAAAGGAUCGACGACUUUUAUUUUUUUUUUUAUAAAUGACAUUUUUUAUCAAAAUUUGGAACGGAGUUCUGGUGUUACGUGUUGUUCAUUUUGCACAUAUCUUGAGAAAUACUUUUAUUUAGAGAAGUGUGCUGUUCUACAUUCAAAAUGUAGACGACGACACUAUACUCUAUGGGGAUACCUAACUUAUAUCUUUGGGCACCAAUGACUAUAUCUUGUUCAAAUGCCUCUGUACACACCAUGCCUUGCGUGCCUUUUGUUUGUUAGCAAUACAAUCUUCUAAACUCUUCGGAAAAGUUCGCAUAGCCACGGAGAGAGUAUGUUUACUGAAGUCAACAGGACAUACAAACGAUUGACUGUGUUGAAAUGGUGGAAGCAUCCUGAAGUAAUGUUUAUUCGACCUACUUAUAUACACAUGUUGCCAAUGAUACUAAGAAUAUAAAGAGACCUUUACAUCUCUCUGUGUGUGUUUUGCUGACAAUAGUAGUUUGACAUAUAUUCACUGUGAUAGAUAUUAUUCAAGUGGUUUUUUUUUUGCCUUUUUUUGAGACUAUUCUCUUAAUGUACCACACAAUUUGUGGAAACUGGCAAAUGGGCGAUAUUUAUAUAGUCGGAAAAUGAACACUCCGAACAUUUUUUUAAGAAUAUUAAAUAGCUUAUUAGAAAAUAA